Pseudovirgaria hyperparasitica is the source of this 3653-nucleotide messenger RNA. RefSeq lists its product as uncharacterized. The coding region runs from base 122 to 3157 and encodes 1011 amino acids. The record is from RefSeq and is a predicted model, not a curated record. Lineage: Eukaryota; Fungi; Ascomycota; Dothideomycetes; Acrospermales; Acrospermaceae. The transcript has a single exon.
CACAACUCACUGUCAACACGAGAUAUUCUUUACUUCACCAUUCACCCUUUUGGAUACCGCAGCAUAGAUAGCAUAGAUCAUGCUCUAGUAUGUUUAAUUGGUAUUUUGAAUAUAUUUUGCCAUGGUUAAGCAUGUCACCGACGACCAGAUCCCUUGGACCACUGCGCGCUGCAACAGACUACUGCGACCGAUCUCUUCACGCUUAACUGCGCUGAGGAAAGCAGCAGACAACGCGAGAACGCAGAAGCCAGAGCCGAGAAAGGAACAGGCGAAAGAGGAGGAAUGCCAGGCAGCGCUUACAUCACCGCGUCGAAGGACUUGGAAGAAGACUAGUGACACGAAGGACGAUCUAGAAUGGGUACCGGAAGCGAAACCUCUCAGGACAUACAAGGCCACCUCUCGACCUGGGAGACAUGUUCGAACUCCAAUGCGGCCAAAGUCGAAGCCUCCCAUGGGACCACCCGGCGAGAUUAACGUCCCUACACCCUUCAUUGCCCGGACGCUGCAGCACAUCGAGGAGAGUCCUCGCUACAUAUCUCCCCAGCAGGCCCCGCAGCGCGGCCGUAAGCCUCUCCACGUACAACAAAAAGAGCACCUAAAGGCAGUCAGGAAACAGACGAGUACCGACACAUUUGCUCAUAUCAGCGGUGCAUAUGCUGGGCUGGAGAAAGUGCUGGAGGCAACCGCGGCGUACGGCCCGGAGCGCGAACGGAAAGGCACGAGAUCUCUCAGGGCGACAUGCUUGCGUCAAGUUCCAGCUUACAUCGAGCUUGAAGAGUACUGGCAGAAAGAGGAGGACGAUGAUGACACCGAGGACGCGGCAGUGAGAAUAUACGAUGAUAUAGAGCAUUUGGCCCUUCGCGACGAGAAUGGACGCCAAGCGCUGGGUCAUGUUGUGCGCGCUUCUGCAAUCAAAAUGGUGACGGAAGCGUUACGGGAUACUGUUCUACCUCAGACUCUCUUGCUUGAGCUUGCUAAACUGUGCACCAAGACUAAAGCAUGGGAUGCCGGCGAGGAGAUGCUUUCAGUUGCACUGAUGACUCUGCAGCCGAACAUGCAAGUGCCUAAUCAUCCUCAAGACGACAUUUUUGAGGAACCGGAUCAUGCGAUCUUGUCGUUAUUCCGAAACUAUGUGGAGUCAUCAGGAAGCUGGUCGUUGUUCUAUCGAACGAUGGCUAAUUUGCUGAGAAGCGGGAAGCUCCCGGUUGAGUGGAUGGCUACAAAGGCAAUUCUGCCGAUAUGGGCCAAGAUCAUCAAGUCGAUCAACUCACAUGAGUCUUCAUUGGGCCCAGCGCUUGAACUACUAGAUGUCGUUCUUCUGAGAAGCUUUGGUCUCGCGCCGCCGAACCCAUGUACGGAUAGCGAAUCCCAGUGGGCAGACCAUAAUGCCACAGAGGCUCGGAGAAACCCCGUGAAGCCAUCUGUACGCGGUGCUCUCAACAACACGGUCAACAGUAUGCUUACCAUCUUUACCUGUGCCGGUCUUUCCGGAACCAGCACUCAAGGAGAGGACCAACCAUAUCCCGGAAGGUACCUGCGCUUACUGCACUACUUCUGCCAAUCGUUCUCGAUAGAACUGGCAAAGACCAAGAAGUCAAGAAUGCCAGGAGGGCCUCAGUCAGUCAUAACAACGCACACAGAACGCGCUUGUACACUUCUGGUCGCUGACUUACUCUUGUCGACAAGUGACCCAUACUCCAUGGGGAUCUCUGAGCACUUGAUUCCCCGGAUCGGCGAGCUCAGGCGCCUCGCCACUGGCGAUUUUGUCAAGAACACAUCAGUUAUUGACGCAAUAUCAAAGGUCCUGAACUCUAUCGCCCGCUCAUACGGGCACGUUACGCAGAAAGAUCAUUUUGAUACGUUGAAGGGAUUGUUGCAAUCGCUCACGAUAGUUUCUGCCUCUGCAGAGCCUAAAAAUGUUCAUUUCAUGGACCGUAUAGUGUAUCGUGCUGCGAUUGAGUUUUCUGAAAACUCACAGGACAAUGUGCACUUCCAGUAUGCAAAAUCAUUGGAAAAGACGAUGAAGCUUUCGGGUCAUGGCCUCACACUCGAUGUUCCAUCCUCGGAGUCGUCAGAAGACCCAGAGCCCACGAGCGAUUCUGGCUCAGAGGGUGACGAGCAAGAGCAGGGCUACCGAUGGGAGGAAGGCAUCGAGGAAUGGAUUAUGUGCACUCCUGCAGCGGUCGCGCGCAAAGGCGCUAAGAAUCUCGACAAACCGCUGGUUGAAGACGAACCGGAGUCGUCGCUGUCAAGUAGUCUGUCAGUGUCGACGCCCGUUGUGGAACGGCAAGACUUCCAAAGCCGGGAAAUGAGCGUGUACGAGUGCAGACUGGAAGCUGUCUCUCCAUCUAGGCACUAUAUGUCGCCACAAGUCGUUAUUUACACUCGUCCAAUUUUAGCACCACAGCCGACGCUCCCGCGGAAACGCCCUUCUCUUGCCCGGAAGAUCUCAUUGGCAGAAUCUCCCACGUCGAGUGGGACAUCAUCGAUCGAUUCAGAUGACGAGUCAGACGAGUCCGUAACGUCGGUCUCAGAGGACGACUCUCAGCAAACAAGGCAUCAGCAGCCACGCAACACCAAGAAGCGAAGCUUUGCGCAAGUUAUGCGCGAUCAAAGAGCCAAACGCCGGAGGACAUCGCUGGAAACAUCUUGUUCCGACAAUUCUGACGAUAACGAAGAAGAAGCCGUGGAGCAGGACGAUAUACAAACCGAUGACGAUCUAAGAAUCUACAAGGCUCCCGUUCGUCGCUCAAAGCGCGUGAGUGACAUGAUCGAUCUUGACACCUCCUUCUCCUCUACCAGCACAACUUCUUCACGCCGAUCCUGCCGACGACCAACUCGGGGUCUCAAGAGCCAAACCAGCUACACUUCUGUCCGCCAAGAUAAUCGCAAAUCUGCAUCAAAGUCGACCUACCACACAAACGACAUCCUGAAUGAGAGUGCCAGCGAAGAAGACGAGCUCAUAAUGCCAGUCAUACCAUCCCGCUCGCUACGCGCGACAUACUCGCAUAAGACCCGCGCAGAUACCACCAGACCUGAUUCUCGCUCAAAGGAGCGCGCUCAUCGUGCUAUUCGUAGAUUGUCGGCGGCACGGGGUGCUGUGCAGACGCGCAUGAUGCUUGACGAUGAGAUGAGUGGGGAUGAGCUUAGUUUUUGAUCAGGAUCCUUUUGCUCUGGCGUUUGUUGACUUUCUGGGGGUAUGGUGUAAUUUGGGUUUUUUUUGGGAUUGGAGCGUGAUACCAGGGGGUUGCUUGUUGGGCUGGUGUUUUGGAUUGUUUGGUGUUGUAUGGCUGGUGUUUUGUAGGUGUAGAUUGGUGUUUUGCUUCUAGGGCAUAGAUGGAAAUGGAAUGAGCCGUGGCAUGUGUUUUGUGUUUUGUGUGGAAGAAGUCCUGAGAUGUCUGAUUGUGAUGAGAGGCAGAGUACGCGGUAUCUCGUGAUCCCAUUGGAGAGCCAAGUCUCGUCUGAGCUUGACAGCCUGUGAAUGUGUAUUGGAAGUGGGGUCAUUGGGAGUGAGUAGAGAUGAUGCUUCUCAAAUAUAUAAUCUACGACUGUUGGUAGUAGUACUUGUCGUCUUUGGUGGCAUGAUUGUUUGUUUGUCGUUUAGCAUCUUGUUACGGACACUUUAGACUUGAUUCAAACGGUGAAAGUGGGAG